AUGUCUGAAAUCCUCGACUCUACCAUCGCUUACCUGGCAGCCCUACCCAAAGCGUCCUGGACCAGAAUCACCUGGCACUUUGCUGUGCUUUACCUCGUCUAUGCGGUCGCUCGCUCGAUCUACAGGGUGUGGUUUCAUCCCUUGUCGAACUAUCCAGGCCCGAAGCUGGCAGCCGUUACCCAUUUGUGGUAUGCCCGGCACUGGAUGGGCGGAAGAUAUCCAUUUGCGAUCGAAGACGCGCAUAGACAGUACGGCGAGGUGGUUCGCAUCGCGCCCAACGAACUCAGCUUCAACACUGCCCAGAGCUUCAAUGACAUUUAUGGACACGCCACCAAGGACCACAAGCCCUUCAUCAAAGGCACUUUCUAUGAGCAUUACCAGCCGGAGCCGGGAAUUGUCGCCGAGCGUAACCCGGAAAAGCACCGAGACACGCGCAAGUUGCUGGCUCAUGGCUUCAGUGCCCGGGCAUUGAAGGCUCAAGAGUCCAUCAUUCACCAGUACAGUGAUCUGUUCCUUGCCCAGGUAAAGAAUCUGGGGACCCAGGAGGGACUUAACAUGCGAGAAUGGUUCAACUUCCUGAGUUUCGAUAUCAUCGGCGAGCUGGCAUUUGCCGAGUCAUUUGGCGCGGUUGAAUCUGCCAAAUCCCACUUCUGGAUCGACACCAUUCAUGACGGCGGAAUCCUCGUCACUCUGUUCGAGAUUGGCCGACGUCUGCCUCUCCUCUGGCCUUUCAUCCUUUUCUCCCUACCGACCGGCAUUAAGAAGAAAUUCGACCUCUUCCUCAAAUACUCGCGCGACCUCGUCCGCUCCCGAGUUGCGCGACAAGAGACGGUCACCCGCGAGGACUUCUUCGCCCGGCUGUUAGCCGACAAGUCCCGCUCGCAGUCCGAGGAAUGGCUCCUCGCGCAGGCAAAUGUGCUCGUCAUCGCCGGAUCUGACACUACCGCCACGGCCCUGACCACUCUGGUCUACUACCUCGCAGCCCACCAGGACAAGCUCUGGCAUCUCCAGCAGGAACUCCGGGAGACAUUCGAUGAGGCCUCCGACAUGACCAGCGAGAAACUCCAGGGGAUACCGUACCUGAACGCUGUGAUCGAGGAGGGGUUGAGAAUCUGUCCGCCGACCUCUUUCGGCCUGCCCAGAAUCUCGCCCGGUGCCAUGGUGGGGGGACGGUUGAUCCCCAAAGGGACGGUAGUCUCCACCUCCUCAUGGACGACCGCCCACCGCGAGGAUUAUUUCCACGAUGCAAGGGGCUUUCAUCCAGAGCGCUGGCUGCCCGCCACCCAUGCGCUCUGGCACGCUAAAUUCCAACAUGAUCACCUUGCCGCGUCGAAGCCGUUCUCGCUGGGCCCGCGCGGCUGCCUCGGAGUCAAUCUGGCCUACAUGGAAAUGCGAAUCACCCUGGCGAAGUUGGCGUGGAAGUAUGAUUGGGAGUUGGUCAAUGCGGACCAGCUGGACUGGGAAGGCGAGCUGCGGUUUGAAGGAUUCUGGAAAUUGCCUGUUCCUCAGGUCCGGUUCUUCUGCAUGGAUGACUAG
Messenger RNA from Aspergillus aculeatus ATCC 16872, 1536 nucleotides. RefSeq names its product cytochrome P450. The transcript is spliced from 8 exons. Gene Ontology annotation, molecular function: heme binding; iron ion binding; oxidoreductase activity, acting on paired donors, with incorporation or reduction of molecular oxygen. NCBI's taxonomy places the organism in Eukaryota, Fungi, Ascomycota, Eurotiomycetes, Eurotiales, Aspergillaceae. The coding region runs from base 1 to 1536 and encodes 511 amino acids. The record is from RefSeq and is a predicted model, not a curated record.